AUGGGUGAUGCUCAUAUGGCUAUCCAAGCCAUAUUGGUGAGCCAAGCUUUGCAUAAAAUGGGCCGCUCUUUGUCGCGCAAAUUUGGAGCUUCCCUUUUACAGGGAGUUGAUGCAACCAAACUGAAACAACACCAUCAUCUUAAUUGCAGAAGAUUUGACCGAGUCGUCUUCAACUUCCCACAUGCCGGUUUCCACGGCAAAGAGUCUGAUUCCUAUCUUAUACGGAAGCAUAGGGGACUGGUGUUUGGAUUUUUCCAAGGCGCAAGCCAUAUGCUAAGAGCUAAUGGAGAAAUUCAUGUUCCUCACAGGAAUAAAGCACCUUUUUCUCAGUGGAAUCUGGAGGAGCUCGCUAGCAAAUGCUCUCUUGUGUUGAUUCAACGUGUGGCUUUCGAGAAAACAAAUUACCCUGGUUAUGAGAACAAGAGAGGAGACGGGUCCAGAUGUAACAGAACUUUCAUCUUGGGAGAUUGCAGUACUUUCAGGUUUCACGUAUCUACGGAGCUUCAUACAGAUAAUAUGAAAUGGAAACAAGUGAAGGGAGGAGAAUCAAAGCGAGAACAGUUCGUUGAGUGCACUAACCGCGUCUGUAGAGUUUCGUCUGAGAUUCAUAUUGGGGAACUAGGAAGGCUAUCACCACGGGAACGGACCAGAUUUCCUUACAGUGUGCAGCAAAGGAUAGUUCUGAAGAUUGAUAUGAGCGAGAAUGAGAAAGCAAUAAAGAAAGCUAUGAAACUCGCGUCAGGAGCAUCAGGUGUGAGAUCUGUCGGGAUUCAGGGACAGAACGAUCAGUUGGUUGUUGUGGGAGCGGGAAUUGACACGGCCGAGCUAACACGUCUGCUCCGGAAGAAAGUUUGUCCCACCACGUCCAUCGUCACCGUUCAGGCAGCACCGCCUCCACGGCCCCAGCAGCAGCAGCAGCAACCGCAGUUUCAUCUAAUGGAACAUCACAACGAGAUGGCUCCGGCUAGAAGAUGCAUAUGCGAGAUACCGAAUUCGGGUUUCUGCGGGUUUUGUAGACUACCCCCUUACCAGAUGGUAGCUCUGCCAUAUCCAGCUCCCGUGGUCUACCGUGAAGAAUCUGAUGGUUGCAGAAUCAUGUGA
This is a messenger RNA of Brassica napus (rape), 1101 nucleotides long. RefSeq names its product heavy metal-associated isoprenylated plant protein 41-like. Gene Ontology annotation, molecular function: rRNA (uridine-N3-)-methyltransferase activity. The coding region runs from base 1 to 1101 and encodes 366 amino acids. NCBI's taxonomy places the organism in Eukaryota, Viridiplantae, Streptophyta, Magnoliopsida, Brassicales, Brassicaceae. Gene Ontology annotation, cellular component: cytoplasm. The transcript has 6 exons. Gene Ontology annotation, biological process: rRNA base methylation. The record is from RefSeq and is a predicted model, not a curated record.